This is a messenger RNA of Debaryomyces tyrocola, 1980 nucleotides long. The record is from the annotation of a GenBank genome assembly. NCBI's taxonomy places the organism in Eukaryota, Fungi, Ascomycota, Pichiomycetes, Serinales, Debaryomycetaceae.
AUGGUUUCGUUCACUGAAUGCGUGAGAGUACCGCUGUAUUCGCGAUAUAAGCACCGUUUGCUCACUAUCCAUAACAACAACAUUGAACUGUUCCGGAAGGCGCAUUCCAAGUUGUCGCUUAUCCUCAUCACGCUCCUCCACAUCCUGUGCUUGCCCGCACGUUCAACAGAAAUCGACCGGUUAUCGGUGGAGGGCACGUCCAGGGAAUACCGCGGAGUGUACUUUCUUGGCCCCACGUUUGGCUUUUGCUACAACUAUAACAAGUCGGCCAACGCCAAAGACCCCAUCAUCCGGGAAAUCGGGCCUGAGUUGUCGUCGUUGUUUUUAUGGUAUGUGCUCGUCUUCAGACGGAUGUACGUUGAGCUGUCGCGCGUGGAGAACAGUGCCAAGUUGUACCAGUUUGAUGCAAUGCUGCCGGACAAGAUCCGUAGAGGAAUCCUGUAUUGGUUCACGUACGGCAUGGAUAACCAGCGCGAGUAUAAGUUUUGCGAGGUGCGCCAGAUCCUCAAGCGGUGCAUCGAGUUCCACUACACCAAGAGCGUCAGUGCAGAUCUCGAGAUGUACCGUCUGGUCUACGAGACCAUUGCGCGGACCCUGGGCCAUUCGGUGGCCACGUCCACGGAGCAUUACGGCACGAUUGCCAAUUAUCCGCCCUCCGUCAAUGCGGCCGAUGUGCUCCGGUCCCGUCAUUUGGGCCUGGUCUGGCACCAGCUGGGAUUGCGUCGGAAGUUUCUUAAUUUCGAGGGUGAGGUUGUUGAUCCGGUGCCUGAACCAGUUGAUGCGGAUGUGGAUGCGGAUGUGGAUGUGGAUGUGGAUGAAGUGGCACCAGAUCUUUCAAUUGGCCCUGAUAGUCCUGUCUCUGAAGAAGUUGAAGAGGUUGAACCUAUACGCGGUGAUAUUGGCGGGAAUCCUGUUUAUGCUGAUGAUGAAGUUGAUUCUAUUUCAGAUAUGCUUAUGGAGAUUCCUCGCAUAGAUUAUAAUAGGGCUGUAGGUUCUGCGGAUUCCUCCUCGGCUCCUUCUGCAGCUCCUCCAUCCCCAGUGCCUUCUCGUUCACCAUCCCCAGCUCCUGUUCCUGAUCCUGUUUCUGCUCCUGUUUCCGUUGAUGAUGUUCCAGCAGCUCCUUCUCAUCCUCCAGCUCGCUCUUCCCUGGCUCCCAUCAGCGCCCCUCCAGUGUCUGUUUCUUGGAACGAUUCCACCCUCUCCCCAAAUCACGCUACGUCGUCCCCUUAUGUUCACCAGCUCCCAGGCUAUCGUCCUCCAUAUUACGCUCCUGCUUCUUCUGAGUUCGCUUUACCUCCGCAAGAUGCAUAUCUAGGCGCGCCUCUAUAUGAUGCGCAUGUGUCGCGGGAAGUGCUUCUGGAAGCGAGAAAACGCCAUAGCCGAGAAAAACGGGAAAGAAAAGAGAGAAAGAUGGAAAAGAAGAGGAAAGAGAAAGAAAAGAUCAGUAAAAGAGAGGAAAAUAUCAGGAAAAGAGAGGAAAAGAUUAGAAAAAGAGAGGAAAAGGAAAAGAUGAGGAAAAGAGAGAAAAGAGAGAAAAGGGAAAGAAAACGGGCAGAGGAAAAAGCAGCCCUAGUUUCUCCUGUCACGCCAGUCAGGACCCUAAAAGUCAAAGACGUCCGUCUAUAUCUGUCUGCAACGAGAGGCCCAUUAUGCAGAAGCGGAAGCAGCCCAUCAGGCCCAUCAAUAAGUCCUCGAGUCGUGGCGGCAUCGGGUCCUCCAUCGGGUCCUCCAACGCCAAACCUGAGUGCCAGGCGGAUGCCGAUUCCAAGUUCCCUGGCAUCGCGAAUGCAGGCCCUUCCUGGCUCCUCGCUGGGUUCCCGUUCGUCGGGGUCCGCUUCCCACCCAUCGCGCGUGCAAAAGCAGCCUCCCAGUUCGCGCUCUUUAGGUUCCCCCCUGUCCCCCUCGUUUCCAGAGACGCCACGCCGGUCCUUGCUUCUUCAGCACCUCCGCCAAAGAAUAACGGAGAGUUUGCAGGCAUCG